This is a messenger RNA of Talaromyces proteolyticus, 1584 nucleotides long. RefSeq lists its product as uncharacterized. NCBI's taxonomy places the organism in Eukaryota, Fungi, Ascomycota, Eurotiomycetes, Eurotiales, Trichocomaceae. The record is from RefSeq and is a predicted model, not a curated record. The transcript is spliced from 7 exons. The coding region runs from base 1 to 1584 and encodes 527 amino acids.
AUGUAUUCCAAAUCCGAAGUUCCCUCCUACAGCCAGAUAGCCUGUGUUGGUGCCGGACUAUCAGCCGUUGCCCUGGGUGCGACGCUGAAGAGAUGGUAUGAUCUCGAAGACAUUCGCUUCUUUGAACGACAUCCCACGAGCGGUGGCACAUGGUACAUCAACACCUACCCUGGGUGCGGCUGCGAUGUGCCGAGCGCUCUCUACAGCUUCUCAUUUGCUCUAAACCCAAACUGGACGAAGCUCAUGCCAUCAAACCAGGAAAUCCUCGAGUAUGUCGAUAAUGUGUUGGAUACCUACAAUCUUCGUCCUAAGAUGACCUUCGGCACAGAAGUUGUCCGUAGUGUUUGGCGCGAAGAUGCAAACCGGUGGUUUCUUUACCUGCGUGAUCUGACAACCGGGAGAGAAUACACCCAUGAAUGUCAAAUUCUCUUCGCAGCCACAGGACAACUCGUCGAACCGCGUCCAUGUGAAAUCCCUGGUACUUUGGAUUUCCACGGGAAUAUCUUCCAUUCAGCGCGGUGGGAUCACAGCGUAGACUUGGAGGGGAAGAACGUUGUUGUUAUUGGCAAUGGAUGUACGGCUGCGCAAAUUGUGCCAGCGCUGGUAAACAAUGAGAAGGUGAAGUCCGUCACGCAGAUUGUCCGAACAAAGCACUGGAUAUUCCCAGCCCCGAACUUUUCCUACAGUUGGGUUUUGCAAUGGAUCUUUCGCUAUAUCCCACUAGCCAUGAGAUUGCAUAGGUUUCACAUUUUCAUGAUUGCUGAAAAUGAUUUUCGAUUGUUUCCAAUGACCAAGGGGGCAGCGAAACUUAGGGAGAAAAGACGAAGGCAAGUAGAAAAGUACAUGCGAGAAGCAGGUCCAGAGAAAUAUCACGACAUUCUUAUUCCAGACUUCGAUGUGGGAUGCAAGAGACGAAUCUUCGACCCCGGUUACCUUGAGUCUCUCCAUAGCGAUAAAGUCCUUCUGACAGAUGCGAAAACCGAAAGGAUCACCGCAGAAGGCAUCGAGACAGACAAAGGCUUCAUCCCGGCGGACGUUAUUGUCCUCGCCACAGGCUUCCAGACCAACAAAUUUAUCCCAUACAUGGAUGUUGUCGGCCGCAACUGCGAGAGCAUCUCACAGCACUGGGCUAAAUAUGAUGGCCCAGCCGCCUACAAUUGCUCUGUGCUGAGUGGAUUUCCGAACUUCUUCAUGCUCCUGGGUCCCAACGCUGCAACUGGACAUACGUCCGCUAUAAUGGCUGCAGAGAACUCCAUCAACUACGCUCUUCGUGUUUUGAAGCCAGUCUUAGAUGGAAAUGCUGCUUCAGUAGAACUUAGGGCUAAGGCUGAGCAUGACUACGUUUACUGGGUGCAGGACGCAUUGAAUAAACGCGUUUGGAACGCUGGCUGUGUAUCAUGGUAUCUUAAUGACAAAAAGUGGAACUCCAUGUCCUAUCCCUGGACUCAAGGCCACUACUGGUGGAGGAGCUUUUUUCCCACAUGGUCCGACUGGAACAUCAAGUCUAGUGAUAGGGGGAGCAUGUCUCUCCAGAAUCUCAGAGACUACUUGGCCAAGGUGCUAUCUAGCUUGCUGAGCAAGUAG